GUUGAAACAUCUCCGAUAUACUCGUACCAAACAUUGAAUAUAUUUCAUACUCAAUAUUUAUUCUAUAACUUUCGAACAAGAAUGCUUUCAAAGCACAAACGGCCCAGCAAGCAGCGGCAGCGGCAGCGGCAGCUGGAGCUGAAGGCCGCCAGCCGUUUGAAUCAAUUGUCGCGCAUGCCGGUCCGGUGUCCCAUUGCCAGCUGCCGGCAAUAUGCCUUCCCCUCGGGUCUGUUGUCGCACAUGCUCAACUCUCACGAGCCCAGUUCGCGUGGCGGCCCUGUCUUUCGCGACGCCUACGAGAGCGAGCCGCUGCGCCUGAAGUUCCCCGAUCCCCGCCGCUUCCACGAGUGCGAUGAGCCGCGGUGCGUGGCCGUGCUGCGAUUUGGUGGCGAGCACAACAAUAGCAAGAGCACGCCAGGCAGCCGCUACCUGUUCGUGCCCAAUUCCGAACUGCACCGUAAGCUGGAUAAGAAGUACAAGAACUACUUGCCCAUGCUGCUGAUGGUGAGCCGAAGCACUUGGCAAGCCACGCUACCAGACGGCGGGUACGGGAUCUUCGUCGUCUGGCUGGCAGCACCGGCCACAGUCAAGCCGUUCUACUACACCAUCACCGUGUUCAAUGACGCCUAUGAGAACUCGAUCAGCGUGAUACGCAAAACGCGUAACUGUGCGCACACUCAGCGACCCAGCGACUUCCUCGCCAAUGAAGCCGACUACAUGAUGCUGCGUGACUGCCAAAUCGGUCUACUAAUGCAGCCCCCCAAUCAGCAGAGGCAACAGCAGCAAGUCAUCCGCAUGGAAAUCACCGUACACGAGCUGUGGAAGGGCUGCCUCACCAAGCUGCCUCCCAUCGCCACCGAAGAAAGCCACGGAGAGGCCAUUCCAAUCAUCUACCAGCCAGUAGACGAGGAAGAGAAUGAGACAUCCUCGCAAACGGACAAUGAGGGCCAGUCCAAUUCCUCAGAGUCAGUGGCGGAAGAGCCGCCGAAUUUCGCAGCUGCAGCUAGAACGACGGCAGCCACGGGACGGAAUGGAACGACGGCAGCCACUGGACCGAGUGGAACGCAGGCUGCAACUGUGCAAGCGACUGAGACUCAAGCAGGAACGAACGCUGCAAUUGGAACGCCGAAUGCUGCAGCAGCCACUGGACCGAGUGGAACGCAGUCUGCAAGCGGCGUUUUCCUUGUGUUCUAGC
Molecule: messenger RNA, 1195 nt
Organism: Drosophila subobscura
Lineage: Eukaryota; Metazoa; Arthropoda; Insecta; Diptera; Drosophilidae
Exons: 1
Coding region: 82-1194 (370 amino acids)
Source: RefSeq, a predicted model, not a curated record